AUGUCCCCCCUGCAGUGGGUCACAGCCUGGCUGCUCCUGCUACACGGCUUUGCCAUGGGCCAGCCAUCCCAGACUGCCUCUGCCAGGACUGACAUCAGGGACUGCUCCAUGGACCCACCGUACCUGCCCCCUACGGCCACCAACACCACGGCACGGCUGGCUGCUCUGCGUGCCACCAUGCGAGCCCGCGGUGUUGACGCCUACAUCGUGCCCUCCACGGACGCCCACAUGAGUGAGUACAUCGCGGAGCGGGACGCGCGGCUGGGCUGGCUCACCGGCUUCACCGGCUCGGCAGGCACCGUGGUGGUGACACAGGACAAGGCUGCACUGUGGACCGACAGCCGUUACUGGACCCAGGCAGAGAGGCAGCUGGACUGCAACUGGGAGCUGCAGAGGACAACCUGGAUUCAGUCCAUCGGGCUGUGGAUCGUUGAGGCAGUUCCCGAGAGGGGCAUCGUCAGCCUGGACCCCUUCCUCUUCUCCAUCGACACCUGGGACAGCUACAGCGAGGCUCUGCAGGGCUCCGGCAGGACCCUGCUGCCCCUGGAGACCAACCUCGUGGAUGAGGUGUGGGGUGACCAGAGACCUCCUGUAGCCUCCAGCGAGAUUUACAGCCUGCCGACAGCCUUCACAGGGAGCAGCUGGCAGGAGAAGGUGGCAGGGAUCAGGCAGCAGAUGGAGCAGCACAGUCGGCACCCCACGGCCGUGCUGCUGUCGGGGCUGGAGGAGACGGCCUGGCUCUUCAACCUCCGUGGAGAUGACAUCCCCUACAACCCUGUCUUCUACUCCUACACCCUGCUGACCCACACCAGCAUAAGCCUGUUCGUGGAUGAGGCACGGCUGUCAGCGUCAGCAAGGGAGUCCCUGCAGGCAGAGUGCCCAGGGAAACUCUGUGUGGAGCUGCUGGGCUACGGGGAGGCACGUGCCCACCUCCACCGCUAUGCCCAGGGCAACGUCAUCAUCUGGCUGGGCACCGAAUACACCAACUAUGGCCUCUACAAUGCUACCCCCCAGGAGAAGCUGCUGGAGGAGACUUACUCACCUGUCAUGCUGGCCAAGGCAGUGAAGAACACCAAGGAGCAGGACCUGCUGCGAGCUGCCCAUGUUCGGGACGCGGUGGCUGUCAUCCAGUACCUGCUAUGGCUGGAGAAGAUGGUCCCACAGGGGAUGGUGGAUGAGUUUUCAGGGGCACAGCAUAUCGAUGCCCUUCGCAAGGCACAGCAACACAACCGUGGACCCAGCUUCCAGUCCAUCUCUGCCAGCGGGCUCAACGCAGCACUGGCACACUACAGCCCCUCCAAUGGGAGCAGCAGGAAGCUGUCUGUGGAUGAGAUGUACCUGGCAGACACAGGGGGACAAUAUCUGGACGGAACAACAGACAUCACCCGGACAGUGCACUGGGGUGUGCCCACCCCACUCCAGAAGGAAGCCUACACCCGUGUGCUGAUGGGCAGCAUCGACCUAUCCCGCCUGGUCUUCCCACCCAGCACGGCAGGGAGAAACGUGGAGUCCUUUGCCCGCCGAGCGCUCUGGGACGUGGGGCUCAACUAUGGGCAUGGGACCGGCCACGGCGUUGGCAACUUCCUCUCAGUCCACGAGUGGCCCGUGGGCUUCCAGUCUAACAAUGUGCCACUGACAGCUGGCAUGUUCACCUCCAUCGAGCCUGGGUACUACCAGGAUGGAGAGUUCGGGAUCCGCAUUGAGGACGUCGCCCUCGUGGUGGAAGCACAGACCAAGCACCAGACUGGAGAGAAGCCCUUCCUGACCUUUGAGGUGGUGUCCCUGGUGCCCUAUGACCGCAACCUCAUUGACCUCAGCCUCCUGUCACUGGAGCAGAUCCAGUACCUCAAUGCCUACUAUGAGACCAUCCGGGCACGCGUGGGGCCGGAGCUGCUGCGACAGCAGCUGCAUGAGGAGCACGAGUGGCUGCAGAGGAACACUGAGCCCUUCCCACUGGGCAAUGGCACCACCAAUGCUGCCACUACAGCCACCACCAUGGUGGGCACACUGGCCCUGGCAUCCCUGCUCGGGGUGCUGCUGCCCACGCUGCAGGCCUGA
Indicator indicator is the source of this 2058-nucleotide messenger RNA. RefSeq names its product X-prolyl aminopeptidase 2 (gene XPNPEP2). Bases 1 to 2058 code for a protein of 685 amino acids. Gene Ontology annotation, molecular function: metalloaminopeptidase activity. The record is from RefSeq and is a predicted model, not a curated record. The transcript has 21 exons. NCBI's taxonomy places the organism in Eukaryota, Metazoa, Chordata, Aves, Piciformes, Indicatoridae.